Chlamydomonas reinhardtii is the source of this 2421-nucleotide messenger RNA. RefSeq lists its product as uncharacterized. The coding region runs from base 49 to 1374 and encodes 441 amino acids. Lineage: Eukaryota; Viridiplantae; Chlorophyta; Chlorophyceae; Chlamydomonadales; Chlamydomonadaceae. The record is from RefSeq and is a predicted model, not a curated record. The transcript has 12 exons.
AUUAUAGCCGCGACUACCACGGCAUACGUAACGGCCGUUGUCACAAAAAUGCAAGCACAAGCUCUUAACGCACGCGUGCGCUCUGGCGUGGCGCUUACACGCUCAGCAACGCGUGGCACCCGCGCUGCGUUCACGCGCCCGGUCGUGACGGUCGCGGCUUCCCGCUCCAACUGGCGGGAGGAGAUCGAGAAGUCCACCAGUGGCGGCAGCAGCCCGGUGGGGACCGUCACAACAGAGCCCCCUCCCAGCACCACCACCACUACCACUACAUCCCACAGCACCAACAGCACCAUUAACACCAACAGCACCCACAGCAGCAGCAGCAGCGCCCCGUCGCCACUGGCGGCGGCGGCGGGUGCCGCCAACGGCCUGCUGACGUCACUGAAGGCUCAGCAGCAGCAGGUGGCGGCGGCGCUGGCGAGCGUGGCUGAGUCAGCUUUGCGCCCGGCCGCCGCCGCGCGGGCGGCGGCGCCAGCGCCCGAGGACCGUCAGGAGCCUGUGUCCAUCCCCACCUUUGACCUGAUGGAGUACCUGGCUGACUCCAAGCACCAGGCCGCGGCCUUCACUGUGCUUGCCGCCAUGUCGGCUGUGCUGUCCGUGCUGUGCACCGUGGAGCCGGAGGCGGUGCUGGAGGCAGCCAUCCCCGGGGCUGACAUCAGCGAUCUGGAUGUGACGUUCACUCGCAUCAUCGGCGUCACACUGGCAGCCAGUGCGUCGGUGGAGUACAGCCUCAAGCACGCCGCCGAGUCCCAGCUGCUCAAGUCCGCCACCUACCAGCGCCUCAUGGCGGGCUGCGCGGUCAAGUCCGCCGGCUUCCUGGCGGUGCUGCUGGCAAACAUACCCGCCACAUUCGAGCUGUGGGAUGGUGUGGCCUGGCUGGCCUACGUCAUCACGGCUGUGGGCGCCGGAGCAGUCAACCUGGCGGUCAUCACCAACUCCAGCGGCAAGGGCCUGGCUGUGCCACCCCUGGACCUGACGCCGCCCGCCAACGCCUCCGCCUGGGGCUACACAGCCUGCGGGGCGCUGUACCUGGCCACGGUGGCCGCCUGCUUCGCGCCAGAGACGCUGUUCAUCGGCGACCCCUACUCCGACAUCACCCCGCUGGUCAAGGGCGUGUGGGCUCCCGGCUUCCUGCUGGCCGCAGUCAUGUCGUACGUGCUCAAGGACGCCGCCGACCGCAACCGCCUGGGCGCCUCCACAUUCAAGAACCUCAACCUGGGCCUGGCCGCACUGGAGUACGGCUACUCGGUCAUCUUUGGCAGCGCCAUCCUGUCCGACCAGGUGGACAUGGACGGCGCCUCGCUGUCCAACCUGGCCGGCAGCCUGGUCAUCGCCACCUUCUGCCUCUACACCUACGCCACAGCCAAGAAGUGAGCGGCGGCGCUGGAGUGGCGAUGGUGCAGUGCGGCCCGGUGUGGUGUGACGUACAGCCGCAGUUUUAACACAGCUGUUGAACCUACCCAGCGCCCGUUGAGGGCUUGGUGAGGGCUUGCCAAGUGCCUGAAGACAGGGGUGGGUGCCUCAAGAGCGCCUGGUGAGUGCCUGCGUUGGCGUUGAGCGAGGGUCCUGAAGGUUGCAUCAGAGCGGCGAGCCAGUGGCAGGGCGGAGGCUGCCGUGCCUAGGGCACGACAGAGGUUUUGAAUGACUCUGGUAAUGGUGGGAUAUUGACAUUUUGGAGGGAUGACACUCGGAUCGAACAGUAGCAUAAGUGGGGCUUGAUGAUUGAGUGGAAAGUUUGAGGCUAGUUGUGUCGGGGGGCUUGCAACGCCAGAACUCACCAGCAAUGGCCCCUUGGGUAGUGUCGUUUGCAGGGUGUCUGCCAGGGCACGCGGAGGGACGCAGCAGAAGGCGUGCAGAAUGCGUAGGCAGUCGCGACUGCGCGACCAAGGUGGAUAUAGGCAUGGAGAGAUUGCAUGAGGGACCUGUUGCGUAGGGAGCGGCUCUCGUGCACGCUGCUUCUUAUGUUAUUACUUGUCCUGCUGUGGGUUGACCAUACCGUAUAUUGUACAGCUAGCGCAGGGAUACCGGUGCGCUGGCGACGUAGACGUUUCGGUGAGGAGUCGAACGUGGUGUGGCGCGUGUGCUUCUUGGUGUACCUCGAAUGAAGACGAGAGACAACGUGAGCGGUGAGCUAUACCGUUGUGUUUUACGUAGAGCAUCCUACAUGCAGUAAGGAGGUAGCAGUUGUAUGCAGGUUCAUGAGAAAGGGAGAGAUGCGCAAGGCAAGAGAGCGGAUGGAGAGAGGGUUUUGCCGGAACACAGCAUGCUUUAAAAGUGCGCGCGUCUUUUGCUCGCGUACUGAUAGGUGUAGAGCAUGCAUGCACUUGUGAGCACAAAUGUGUCCGUGGUUGGGCAUAUUGCUGGGAGUUCACACGUGAGCAGGAGUAAAUGCAAGAGGUGUGACGGUGUCGGGAAGUUUGG